This is a messenger RNA of Moneuplotes crassus, 978 nucleotides long. The record is from the annotation of a GenBank genome assembly. Lineage: Eukaryota; Ciliophora; Spirotrichea; Euplotida; Euplotidae.
AUGGCUUCAUCAAAAAUGUUUUGGCUGACUCUUGCCCUAAUUUGUAUGUUAGGAGCAGUUUCAGCGGACUAUCACCCUGUAAAUGAACAGCUUGUUCAGGAGAUUAAGGAGACAGCUACCUGGACUCCCAUGGAGGUUGAUGAGAACCCUUUCGCUCAUUGGUCUCUGGAAGAAAUCAAAGCUCUGAUGGGUACUAAUUUAGAAGAUGACCUUGACUCUUUCGAAGCUGGAGAAAUUGAAAUUUACCAAGGAGAAGAUCUUGAAGAUUAUCCAGAAAGUUUCGAUGGAAGAAGAGAAUUUGGAUCAGCCAUUAAACCAAUCAGGAACCAACAGAAAUGUGGAUCAUGUUGGGCAUUCGGAGCUGUUACUGCUUUCUCUGAUAGAUACAAUAUUGCCACAGGAAAUGCAGAACAGAAAAUCUUUUCUCCACAAGAUAUGGUCUCUUGCAGUCAACAAAACAGAGCUUGUGCUGGAGGAUUCGUUCCUAAAGCUUGGAACUACAUCAAAGUUAAAGGAGUUGUAGAUGACGAUUGUCACCCAUACACAUCCGGAGAAACUAAAAAGAGAGGUUCCUGCCUCAAAAAGUGUGUUGACGGAUCAGCCAUGAAGAGAUACAAAUGAGGACAACUACAUCAUGCAGGGAGCACUAAAGGAGCCAGAGGCAUGAUCCAGAAAGGCCCAGUCGAAGGAGCCUUCACUGUCUAUGACGACUUUAUGAGUUAUGGUGGUGGAAUCUACCAACAUAAAUCUGGAAAAAUGUUGGGUGGCCACGCUAUCAAGAUCAUUGGUUGGGGUAAAGAAGGAGACCUCUACUAUUGGCUUUGUGCCAAUUCCUGGGGACCAGCCUGGGGAGAAAACGGAUACUUUAGAAUCCAGAUGGGACAGGUCGGAAUCAACAACAAGAUUUACGCUGCUAAUCCUAUCAUCAAGAGUUUGGAGGAAGAACUUAAAGAAUCGACCAAUGUUGUAUCAGAAUAG